Blepharisma stoltei is the source of this 462-nucleotide messenger RNA. Lineage: Eukaryota; Ciliophora; Heterotrichea; Heterotrichida; Blepharismidae. The record is from the annotation of a GenBank genome assembly.
AUGAAUUAUGAAGACUAUGAAGAUUGUGGGGAUUAUGACAGCCAUGAGGAAUAUGAAAAUUAUGGAGGCUAUGAAGAUUAUGAAAACGAUAAAGAUCGUGGAAACUGCAAGGGUUAUGUGGAUUUUGAGUAUUAUGAGAGUAUCGAGAAAAUGAAGUCCUCAAAGCAUUUGAAGAGGAAAUCUGGGUGAGAUUCACAUGGUAAGCCUCAAACCAGAAGGAACAAUGAAGGUCUUAUUUAUUUUCAUGCUAGUAUGAAAAAGGGCAAAGAGCUGGAAGUGAUAAGUAUGUUGAUAAAGAUAAAGGCUGUGCAGAUGAUGAAAUGAUUGAACAGGAUUACACAAAUUGCAGUGCUAAGAAACAUUAGGAAGGAGUGUGUUUACCCAUGAAAAGGGUGGAAGAUCAAAAAAAUGGUGAACAAUAUUGAUGAUGCUAGUCCAAGAUUGAGGAUGAAGCUCAUAUAA